Messenger RNA from Nematolebias whitei (Rio pearlfish), 1538 nucleotides. Its product is annotated as acidic mammalian chitinase. Gene Ontology annotation, biological process: carbohydrate metabolic process; chitin catabolic process. Gene Ontology annotation, molecular function: chitin binding; chitinase activity. Gene Ontology annotation, cellular component: extracellular region. NCBI's taxonomy places the organism in Eukaryota, Metazoa, Chordata, Actinopteri, Cyprinodontiformes, Rivulidae. The transcript is spliced from 11 exons. The record is from RefSeq and is a predicted model, not a curated record. Bases 22 to 1470 code for a protein of 482 amino acids.
AGAAAAUUGCAACACACCAACAUGGUUCGUCUGACGGUCUUAGCCGGACUGUCUCUUCUGAUAUGUCUUCAAACUGUUUCCUCGACCAAGCUGGUGUGCUACUUUACCAACUGGUCCCAGUACCGACCAGGCGUAGGGAAAUAUGUUCCUGAAAACGUGGAUCCAAACCUCUGCACACAUCUUAUCUAUGCCUUCUCAAUAAUUAGCUCUUCUAAUGAGCUGAUAACGUUUGAGUGGAAUGAUGAGGUUCUUUAUAAAUCCUUUAAUGCACUAAAAAUCAGAAACCCUCAGCUAAAGACUCUGUUGGCUGUUGGUGGGUGGAACUUUGGAACAACCCAAUUUACCAUCAUGGCUUCAUCUCCCACCAACCGCCAGGUGUUCAUCCAGUCUUCCAUCAAAUUUCUGAGACAGCAUGGCUUUGAUGGACUGGACCUGGACUGGGAGUACCCUGGAGCAAGAGGAAGUCCGUUAGAAGACAAGAAGAGGUUCACGGUGCUCCUCCAGGAAUUGCUUGCGGCUUUUGAAAAAGAGGCAGCUGAGACCAAGAGGCCACGGCUGCUGCUCACAGCUGCGGUGGCAGGAGGGAAGGGGAACAUUGACAAUGGUUAUGAGAUCGCUGACGUGUCCAAGUUACUAGACUUUUUAAAUAUCAUGACCUAUGACCUCCACGGAGCCUGGGAUCCAAACACUGGCCACAACAGCCCUCUGUUCGGCAGCGCUUCUGAUCAAGGCGAACACAUAUACUUCAAUAUUGACUUUGCCAUGAAGUAUUGGAGAGAUCAAGGAGCUCCUGCUGAAAAACUCUUGGUUGGUUUUCCCACUUACGGACGCACGUUUCGCACAGCAUCAGCUGACCAAGGUCUUGGAGCACCAGCUAGUGGACCAGCCUCUGCCGGGCCCUAUACCCGAGAGGCUGGGUUUUGGUCCUACUAUGAGGUCUGCACGUUCCUCGAUGGAGCCACUACACACUGGAUUGAUGAACAAAAGGUGCCGUAUGCAGUCAAAGGCAACGAGUGGGUGGGCUUCGACAACAAGCAGAGCUAUGAAAUCAAGGCACAAUACGUGAAAGAUAACAAAUUUGGAGGAGCAUUUAUCUGGUCUCUGGAUUUGGAUGAUUUUGGUGGACACUUCUGUGGUCAAGGGAACUACCCCCUCAUCGGUUAUCUGCGCUCUCUUCUUGAUUCAGAUUUUCCACCUCCUCCUCCUGUUACCACACCUCCACCAUCGGCCUCCACCACAAGCGGCCCCAGCCCAGCUACUCCUACAACUGGUACCAGCACGACCUCUGGCAGAACCACCACAACUGCUGCUUCUGGAAGUGGGUUCUGCUCCGGAAAGGCUGAUGGACUCUACAGUAAUGAGAAGGAUAGCACCUCGUUCUACCACUGUUCCCAGGAAAACACAUUCGUACAGAAAUGCCCAACUCAUCUUGUUUUCAAUGAUAAAUGCAAAUGCUGUGACUGGCCAUAAAGAAAUGUUUUAUUUGUUAAAAAUAAACGUGUCAUGUUUGGUCUGUAAAAGCCACACAAGCAGAAUAU